AUGCCGUAUCUCAAGCUGCGAGAUGGAGCCGAGCUCUUCUACAAGGACUGGGGCAACCCCAAGGGCCCCAUCGUCACCUUUUCGCACGGCUGGCCGUUGAGCAGCGACAACUGGGAGAACCAAAUGGUCUUCCUGGCCGACCACGGGUUCCGCGUCAUCGGACACGACCGCCGCGGCCACGGUCGCUCCACGCAGACAUGGCACGGAAACAACAUGGACACAUUUGUCGACGAUCUCGAGGAACUCUUCAAACACCUCGGCGUCAAAGACGCAGUCAUGGUCGGGCACUCCCACGGCGGCGGCGAGGUGACGCAUUACCUUGGAAAGCACGGCACCAGCCGCUUCAAGAAGGCCGUCCUCGUUUCAGCCGUGCCGCCGUUUAUGCUCAAGACCGAGGCCAACCCGCAGGGCACCGACAAGUCCGUCUUCGACUCGUUCCGGCAGGCCAUGCACAAGGACCGCAGCCAGUUCUUCCUGGAUGUGCCCACCGGCCCCUUUUUCGGAUUCAACCGGCCCAACGCCCACAAGAGCGAGGGCCAGAUCCGGAGCUGGUGGCAGCAGGGAAUGAAUACUAGCUUCAAAACCGCCUACGACUGCAUCAAGGAUUUUUCCGAGACCGACUUUACCGAGGAUCUGAAGAAGAUUGAUAUUCCUGUCUUGGUGCUUCACGGCGACGACGACCAGGUUGUUCCGAUUGAGGCUGCUGGGUUGAAGUCUGUCAAGCUGCUGCGCCAUGGCAAGCUCAAGGUUUACCCUGGGGGAUCGCAUGCAAUUCACAAUCUUAAUGUCGAUGAGGUGAAUAAGGAUUUGCUAGACUUUAUCAAGUCGCACUAA
This is a messenger RNA of Metarhizium brunneum ARSEF 3297, 834 nucleotides long. RefSeq names its product Non-heme chloroperoxidase (gene cpo). The record is from RefSeq and is a predicted model, not a curated record. Gene Ontology annotation, molecular function: catalytic activity. NCBI's taxonomy places the organism in Eukaryota, Fungi, Ascomycota, Sordariomycetes, Hypocreales, Clavicipitaceae.